Molecule: messenger RNA, 2146 nt
Organism: Rhineura floridana
Lineage: Eukaryota; Metazoa; Chordata; Lepidosauria; Squamata; Rhineuridae
Gene: RFC5
Product: replication factor C subunit 5
Exons: 11
Coding region: 108-1130 (340 amino acids)
Biological process (GO): DNA-templated DNA replication; DNA repair
Cellular component (GO): DNA replication factor C complex; nucleus
Molecular function (GO): ATP hydrolysis activity; ATP binding; DNA binding
Source: RefSeq, a predicted model, not a curated record
CGGAAGUCGCGCUUUUUUAAAAAACCGUCUCGCGAGAGGCGGCGUUUGGGUUCUUUGGCGCCAGCGACGCGGCUCCGUGGAGGUUCUGAGAAACUAGAGCGUUCGGUAUGGAGCGCGUGGCUGUGGCUUCUGCGGAGAGUACGGUGGCCGGGAGGAACGCGAACUUGCCCUGGGUAGAAAAAUAUCGACCUCAGACACUGAGUGAUUUGAUUUCUCAUCAGGACAUUCUGAGCACCAUUCAGAAGUUCAUCAGUGAAGAUCGGCUGCCUCAUCUCCUCCUCUAUGGACCUCCAGGGACUGGCAAGACCUCUACCAUUUUGGCUUGCGCUAAACAGCUUUACAAAGAGAAGGAGUUUGGCUCCAUGGUCCUAGAGCUGAAUGCAUCAGAUGACAGAGGUAUUGAUAUUGUCAGAGGGCCCAUCCUGAACUUUGCCAGCACAAGGUCCAUCUUUAAGAAAGGCUUUAAGCUGGUGAUUCUGGAUGAAGCAGAUGCCAUGACACAGGAUGCCCAGAAUGCUCUCAGGCGCGUGAUAGAGAAAUUCACUGAGAACACCAGAUUUUGCCUGAUCUGCAACUACCUCUCCAAGAUCAUCCCAGCCCUGCAGUCCAGAUGCACCAGGUUCCGCUUUGGGCCCCUGACUCCUGAGCUCAUGGUUCCCCGGCUGCAGCACGUCAUCGAGAGAGAGAAAGUUGACGUAAGCGAUGAUGGAAUGAAGGCUCUGGUGACGCUGUCCAAUGGCGAUAUGCGCAGGUCUCUGAACAUCUUGCAGAGCACUUACAUGGCCUUUGGAAAAGUGACCGAGGAGACUGUCUACACCUGCACUGGACAGCCGCUCAAGACUGACAUUGCCAACAUCCUUGAUUGGAUGCUGAACCAAGAUUUCACCACUGCCUAUCGCAAUAUCAUGGAGUUGAAAACAUUGAAGGGUUUGGCUCUUCACGACAUCCUGACUGAAAUCCACUUGUUCGUCCACCGAGUUGAGUUCCCGUCAUCUGUACGAAUCCAGUUGCUGAUCAAGAUGGCGGAUGUUGAGCAUCGCCUGGCUGCAGGAACAAGUGAGAAGAUUCAGCUGGGGGCCCUUGUUGCUGCUUUCCAGGUCACCAGAGAUCUGAUUGCAGCUGAGGCCUAGGAAAGACGUUUUCUCUCCAGCCGUUUGUGCGCUGUCUAGGCUGCACCGCAGAGACCUGCAGCUUCCACUGGUGUGCAGCUCCAAAGGACUGAUCUCUUGCAUUGGCAUUUAAGGUAGCUCUGCACAGAGCUCCAUCAGAAGCUUGAAUUUAAGCUCUGGCUGUCUUAAGACAGGAGUGGGAAAGAUCUGGCCCACAAGGUCAUUCCUUGCAGACCAGACCCACCUGCCACACACCUGACAUCAGGUGUGGGGCAAGUGCCCGUGUGGCUACAAAGGAACAGUCGGAGGCUAAAAGUGAGCUCCCACUGGCUCCUUUACUGGUGCUUUUUCGCUUCUGUUUUAGCGGUGGUUUCAACGAAAGCUUUUGGCAAGUGGGCAGGACAAUCCACCUGCCAAUCCUCUAAUGUCAUAGUUUCAGGUGAUUGACAGGCGGGCUGUCCUGGAGGGGUUGCAAGCAGGUAAAGAUCUGCCCCCACCCCUAAAGGGGACAGUAGUAGCAUAAAGCAAAGAACACUUUGCUUUCUUACAUAGUGUGCAGUAGCACCACCACCACCGUUUAUUCAGGACUAAAAAGGGUGACCAGUCUCACUUCAACUGUAGCUGAAAGAGCAAGUUCAGAAAACAGAACUGUCCUCAUGCCCGACAUUAUGGGUGUAGUAGAGUGCCAUGUAGGAACAAACUAGUUCCAUGGCUAAUCCCUAGGCUUUGAGCUCACUGCCAAAAAGGAAAAGGGUCUGCCCCGAUGAUAGCCUAAAGCUAGGUGCGGAGAAUCCGUAAUCGAGAUGUUGUUGGGCUCUUAAUUCCCAUCAGCCCCAGCUGCCACGAUCACUGAGCCAGGGAUGGUGAGCAUUGUAGUUCAACAACAGCCCAAGGGUCACAGAUUCCCUAACCUCACACAGUUGCCUUAUAGCACCUCAUGAAGUCUUCCCUUUCUCCUAAUAGUGGAAUGUAAUAAUUGUGUGUGUGUGUGUGUGUGUGUGUGUGUAUAGAAUAAUAAAGUUGGAUUGGCACCUGAA